Messenger RNA from Nannizzia gypsea CBS 118893, 321 nucleotides. RefSeq lists its product as hypothetical. Lineage: Eukaryota; Fungi; Ascomycota; Eurotiomycetes; Onygenales; Arthrodermataceae. The transcript is spliced from 2 exons. The coding region runs from base 1 to 321 and encodes 106 amino acids. The record is from RefSeq and is a predicted model, not a curated record.
AUGAGUUUCCUACUAUCAGACGGCCAUCUUGAUCAAAGAAGGCUAGAUGGCCCGGAUAGCGAUACGAUAAUAGACGCUCUUAGGAAAUUUACCAUUUUCCUUCAAAGCGCAGAUGUGGAAGAGAGGAAGCCAACGCCUGAAUUAUACGGUGCUACACCGGGUCAACUGAAAUAUAAUAUUUGGCGCAUAUACCAAACAGUAAAUAUUAUAUUUUCUCCUAGCUCAGCGAAUAUUAUUCCAAUUAGUAUUGAAACCGCGUUUAUUGCAAAUAAGCCACUGCGCACCCAAGAAUACACCCAUCUGACAAAAAAGAAUUACUAA